AUGAAGACGGUAUUCGUGCCCUCUCCGUUGCCAGCAUCCUUGAUGUCGGCACCCUUGACCACGCCUGCCUCCCUCACGCGGCUACGGACAUGUCUUGCCAUUGGAUGUGGGGUGGGGCUACUUCUCUAUGCCGGCGCUGUACUGCGACGCCACCUCGCCUCUCCGCGACCGCCGCCUCGGGUCACAUGCCCGAUGGCGGACAACACCAUUGCGCUGCUACGACAUCUACACGAUGGCCCGUUUCGCUUUGGGGACCCAACCCCAUUCGCCAUGGCGGCGCGCGCAGAGGCGACACGCCGCAUUCGUCGUCAGCAGCGGGAGCGCCGACAGUUGCGGCGGCGCAUGCGGUCGCAGUUGCAUCCCACGAAGAGUUCUCACCACCAGCCCACGCGGCAUUCUGCAGGAGCCGCUGAAGCCUCCGUGGCUAUCAGCAACGUCUUCGAGACCACCAACCAGAAGGCUGGUCUUUCCGUUCCCAUGAACCCAUCACCAGCGCAGCAGGAGCAGCAUGUCCCAGGCAGCGAGCGCACGUCCAGCGGCGCCGCUACGGCGACUGUGGCGAAGGAUCGAGGCGACCGCACUGCGGCAGCGGUGUUGUCAAGACGAGCACGCGGCACGCUGCCCACUACGAUGAGUGGCGGGCUGACCUCUGCCAGCGCCGUCGCUUCGUUUUGCGCUGUCGAGUCCGAUGCUGACGACAAUGACCAACGCGAGGGCGACGGCUACAAUGAGGGCACGUAUGCUACCAACGUACGACUGGUGGCGAAGAGGGACGGGGCCAGUAAGAUGACGUCGAGCGAAGCGUUGCUGCUCUCGUCGUCGUUGUCGAUGGGCCGUUCCUGCGACUCAGACUACUCCGACUCGCAGAGUACCAGUACCAGCACCACCAGCGGCAGCAGCUACGACUCGCGAAUCAGCACUCCGUCGUUCGUGCAGUCGGAGGCGUCGUCUGAAGCCUCGCACGAUAGUGCGGGGUCUCUGUUGGUCAUGACGACAGGCUCUGUGAUGAGCCCCGACGGCAUCCCAUGGGUGAAAGCCACGCUCGACAAUGGCAAUGUCCGCGGCGGCGACCCUCGUGCCUCCCACAACGUACCGCAGAUAACUCAGCAACACAGCCAACGCCACCACAGCCCGCCAGCGUCGAGCAAUCCAGCCGGAAGCUACAGCAACCUCUCGCAGCACAUUGUGUUCGGAUCGAAUUCUAACCCGCAACUGUCCUCGUAUCCACACUCUAUGACCGGCGCAAUGGCUGCACAAGGGAGCCGCUACCCGGUCCAGCCGCUGUGGUUUGGCAUCUCCUCACCGGCCACCAGCAUGCACGCAUUCGGUGGGACGACGCAGCUGGGAGCGAACACGACCCCCUCGCGUACCUUCGGCGGCAGUAACAGCCGCCGCUCCCCGGAGGUAGCGUACGCGACGACCUCUGUCACCAUGCCCGGGGUGGUGCCAUCGCUGCUGGCCGGUGGGGGGGGCGACGAAGAGCUGCAUCGAUAUGUGGCGUCUGCCUGCAUGUAUGGGCCGCCGCUGUUUUCGACCGAGAUGGACGUCACGGACGCGCUGGCGGAGCUGCGCAGCUCCGCAUGCUGCAGUGGGGACCGAUAUGGGAACAGCUGCCUUGGGGGCGGGGCCUCCAGCACAACAAACACUGCCUCUUCUCCCUGCAUGAGCGCGACCGUCACUAGCAGCGGCGGUGGCAUCAUGGCCCUUAUAGGCUCCUCGAUGAAUGCGACCUCUUUCCAGCAGCAGCAACUAGGGAUGUCGUCGUCUUUGGUGCACCACCGUUCUCAUCACCACCACCAUCCGCCGCAGGCGAGUUAUGGCCAUCACGCUUCGGCUCACCUGCGAGGCCAGAGCUACUUCUCGGGCACGUCGAUAGACAUGGUCAGUGCAAGCGCUACAGUCCCCAUGCUCGCUCGACGCGCAGUGCACUACCCAAGCGGUGGCGGUGGCAGUAGUCGUAGCCAGCCGCUGCAACAGAGCCACUACCGGCGCAGUAGCAGCGGCUGUCAUCGCGUUUCCUCGCGUACUAGCUUUCGACGCAGCGUGAACGGGUCGCCUGUUAGCUCGCAGUUGUUGCCUGAGGCGUUGUCGGUCGUGUCGCCUGGCUACGCCAGCGACGGUGCAACUGGCGAGAGUACCGCUAGCGCAGCGAACGAUUCUUUCAUGAAUGCCUUCACUGCAACUCCCAUUUCGCCAUCGUCGUCAAUCCUGCGCCGCUCCAUGGCGGACGACGGGCGCGCACACCACUCAUCAGGACACGGUAAAGCUCAUAGCAACGCCAGCCGCUUCUUCCGCUCCAUGAACUCCGUCUUGCGCUACCUAGGUCUUUACAGACGACACCGCGGCGGUGGGCGGCUGCGCCGGUGGUGUCGCAGAUGCCGGCGACAGGUACGCCGUCGUGUGACCGUCAGUUGCGCGACAAUCAAGUUUUGCGUGAGGCACGUAUGGCUCGCGAUGCGAUGCAGCUGGCAUGCUCUCGACAGAGCGUGCGUGCGAGGAUGGCGCUGGAUCCAGCGUCGCUGGCGAGAGAGUACCUCCGCCGCGUCUGCCCAGGUGCUGGCGAUUCUGCAUCGACCAUCGUGGUCCUUGGCAAGGUCGGACGCGAUGGCAGCUGCUGAUGGAGGCUGCACCGCGGCUGUUCCGGCGCUGUCGAGUGAAAAGGACGGGAGUACUCCGACGCAUGUUUCCCCAGGUGUCGACGCCGCAACGGAUGCGGCGGCGGCGGCGGAGGCCAGGCGUGGCGGUCUUUUAAUGACGGACACGGCUGACGAGGCCAUUAACAAGAUCGUGCAGCUGCUGGAGCCGACACCCGGGCGUGUGCCAACGGUGGCUGUCAUUCGCGCCCCUCUCGGCUACGACGUAUCAACUGAUGCGGCGAGUCUCUGGAAGGCGCUCCACUUCGACAGCAGCUCGUCCGAAGAAGGCCUGAUCGACAUUAUUAUCAUGGAGGAGCUCAAGACAGGACCGUUGCCACCAGCGCAGGCGAAAGCAGCAGCUGCAGCGGCAGGGCCUUCAACACCGGUGCUGCCCUGCGUCGGCACCUCUAACGGCGAGAGGACAGCAGCGACCGCGUUGCCAGGGGGGAACGAGGGUGACGUGUCCUCUGGGCACCCCCACAACUCACUCAGCUUCGCGUCUUCAUCAGUUGAGCCGGCGAUGUCACUGCCACCGCAGAGGCGGCAACCACCGGAGCCGUCCGCGCCAUCGACUGGCGGCGCUGCAACGGCGGCGGCAAGAGCCCAGGCGCAGCUGCGCAUCUCCUUCGAGAUCUACCCAGCACACCUGUUCUACUCCUUAAUCUUCCGCGCGGCAGUGCUGCAGGAGAAGGACUGGGCGCUGCGACGCGCUGCUGCUGAGCUCUUUGGCGGUUCUGCGGAGAUCGAAGGCAGCGGCACGAGCCUUGGCACCAGCACAGCGGCUAACAGCGGUGCCGGUGGCAAUGUUGGAGCUGCGCUGGGGUCGCCUCUGUCACUCGCACGCGCGCUGUCUUUCACUUUCGGUGUUCCGGGCUCGGCAGGCGAGUGCCACAACAGCAACAACGCGGUGACCUCCUUUAGCCACCACCCCCCCCACGGCGCGGCCGCCGUGGGGGGCAGCAACGUUGGCUUAGAAAGCUACUGUCUCUCCCCAUUAUCGUCGGGGCACUUCUGUCGAAUGCCGGUCUCCCCAAAACUGACAACGCCGGCGCCGCAUGUGGGUCUCAUCGGUGGUGGCGGUGCGGCCGGGGUUGGCUUUGCCAGUGCAUCCCCUGGGACGGCGGGUGGCACUGUCGCGUCGCCUGUGACCUUGCCACCAUCUGCGCAAUCCCCUGGGGCGGUGACGUCAUCGCCUCAGGUCGUGGUACGCCUCUCUGAGAGGUACAGCUUUCCAGCGCUACCGCCGCAGAUGGUGAUGUCACCGCUUCUAGGGACGCAGUCCGGGCUCGGGGCGCUGCCGGCAGGCUUGAGCGGCGCCGGCGGUAGCGCACUCGCCGGUGUCGGCACCGCCACUGGCGUCAGCGGCACUGCUGCUGCGGGAGCAGCGACGAUGCCGGGCUCUGGACGUCGCAUUAUCUCAGAGAAGGAGGUUCUGUUCUACAUCCACGUGCUGCGUACCCCUGUCGGUGACGGCGUCACUACCACGGCGGUGCCAUCGAGCAGGGCUUCGGAGGUGGAGGAUGUCGCCGUAGGUAUAGAGAGUGCGGCUGCGACGGCAAUGGACGUGCAGCGGAGCGGUGCCAGUCCCGCAAAGCGAAGUCCUCGGACACCGAGUGACAUCCGCGAUGCAGUCCCUGUCCACUGCAGCGGAGAGUAUGCUCUGGAGGACAGUGACGACGACAGCGAGGACCUCACCUUACUGGAGCUGCGACAGCGCGAGGUGGAGUCACAGGUGCUGCUACGCUAUCGCUUCCGUGUAUUCCAGCAAGGCUCUCGCUCCCGCAAGGCCCUCGACGCCAUCGUGCUGUACGCGCAGGACCACGUGGAGCCAUGGUACGAGGAAGCGAAAGCGAUGCUGCAGGCACUGCCGGCCACGAAGAGCUUCCAAGCCUUCUCCUCGUCCUCCACGCCGUUGCCGCAGGGCAACGAGAGCAUCCCUGCACAAUGGCCGUCCGAGAGCACGGGGCGACUGACGUCACUGGGCGGGAGUGGUGAGGCGGCGACGGGCUUUGCCGCCGGCCGCCUGCAGCGCCGUCCCUGUCGGCGGCCGGCGGGACUGACGCUGCUUUCUCUCGGCACAGCGCCGCUGGUGAGAACGCCAGAGCUUGACCGAAUGGACUCCUGCACCACCGCAGCGAGCAGUGGUUUGGUUCAGCUGCCAGCGUGGGCGAUGGAGGUGCUCAUCCGGCGCGAGAGCAUGCGCGAGACGCUGGUGCGAGACCUCAAAGAAAAGGCCUUUCGAGUGUGUGCCGUCCCACUCCCGGACAUGCGGGUGCACUGCAUCCUGCCACCAGCUGUCCCGCGCUACGUCACGGCCCACGCGCGCGGCUUCCCUCUCAGUCGCACUUUUGCUGAGGAGAUUCUCUCGCAGCAGCGUGCGCUACAGCUCAUUUUGCUGCAGCGGGAGGAGGAGAACCAACGCGUCAUCGCCGCGAGAAUUCGUCAGGAGCAGCGCCAGAAGGCGCGCCGGGAACGGAGGCGACGGGCGCAACAAGAGCGACAGCAGCGGAAGGAGAACCUGACCUCCCGGAGGCGCGUGUCAGGCGACGGCGAGAGUCUGAAGGAGCGGUUGACAGGGACGAUGAACCCGGCAGCCCUCGUGUCGCGUGUCGCAUCCAUGGUGAAACACGCCAGCGUGGGGGCCGCCGGUCGUGGCUGCCGUGGCUUAGGCAACGUGCGCUCGCACGAGUCGCCCCCGGGCAGCGAUGGCGUGUGUAAGGCAUGUUCAAGGGCCGACGCAGCUUGCUGGCAAGGGACCUCAGAAGCAGCAGUGCCGCUUGGUGAGUCAGGCGUGUGUACCCAUUCACCAACACGGCGGCGGCGGCAGUACCGACACGACUACUCGGCUUCCAACGGUGGUGUCUACAGCACCUCCUCUUCAGCACGGCCACAGAACGCCGCACCAGAAGGCAACGCGCAAAUUGGCUCUGCCCUUUCCCAAGACGAGCGUGAUCGCGUCGGCUGCGGUGAGGCGGAGCUCAGAGACGCCACCACUAUUGCCGCAGCCCCCCUUGACAAUGCUCAGCAACACCAGUGCUGGACUCAUGAGCCGAGUAGCUCCGGGCAGGUGUGCGUGAUGCAGCGUCCGCCUGGACUCCAGAGCGUGCGCGCUUCCCAUGCCACCGCCGCUGCGAUGUCUGCGCAGAUCUCGCCGCCGACGACGGAGGUGGACAUUAACUUCCUCGGCGGCAGCUCCAACAGCGUCUCCAUUGAGGCUCCCUCUGAUGCUUCGCGGGCAGUGAAUGUAAGCGUCUCAUCCUACGCCGCGGAGAUGGAGCCGCAUUCGAGCGAGCGUGGUGUGGGCUGCGACAAGGGCGGCAACAGUAGCAGCCGCGCGUUCGCCUCAGUUGAAGCGCUAAUUUCUUCACCACCAGCACCGACUUCGUAUACCGGCACGGCCCAAACCAUGCCACUGACGCCACCGAAGGUCUUCUCAGUGUCUCCGCCGCCGCAACCGCUCUCAUCGGCCCCAGAGAACGGUCUCCUGAGCAGCCUACCGACACCGCCGCAAGCCCCUCAGGGACAUCGCGGUGGUAAAACCAGCAGCAGCAGCGCUGCCCGACCAAUUUCUGUGGCGUCUGCAAGCACCACCCGCAACUCCCACUGGACUGCCGUACACACGGCAACCAACGCGAACACUUGUGUCACACCACCGCCUACCUCCUCAGCCACCUCCGGUGCCGGAAGCCCCGCGGCGCCGGUCGACGGUAGCUGCAACAGUGGUGGGCAUGCCACCAGCUCUGUUAGCCACGUUCACGCUCAGGUGACUCCCGCCUCAACGAGCAACACUCUGCAGAGCCACCUCAGUACGUGCCCAGCGACAACACGGGUGACGAUGACGUCGCUCGUUAGUGGGUUCAGCAGCACUACACCCAGCGUUAGCGGCAUGAGCGCCGCCGCCGACUUCCACACUGGCACCAUUUCAACAUCGGAGCGUGACUUUCCGUCGACGUCGCUGCUGCCACCCCCCCUACCGUUGCCUCUGUCCCCAUCGCCACUGCCCACCUUCAGUACCUCUUUUCCCCCCGCGCCUGGUGCGGGCAUCUCCCCCUCCUUGCCCAAGCCGUUCCUGCCAGAUGCAUCCACCGCGGUGUUUGCGACUACGCGCAACGCGAGCCUUGACGCCUCCGCUGGUGGCCAGGAAAACCACCUGGACGCAAACGUGCCGCUGUCGCUGCUGCCGCAGCAGUCACACACCGGUCAGUCGCAUCGCUUGCUGCAGAGCCCGGCGUUGCCCAUCCCCGCCACCUCGCUGCUCAAUGUGGAGGACACAAUGCACCCCUCCGUGGGUGGCGGUGCUGCGCAGAGCAACAUCAGCAACUAUGCCAACACCAGUAGCUUGAGCAACCACCACAAUCACUUGCUAGAGCGACCGGAUGAUGGGGGUGUGCCAGCUGCCUCGCUGACGACCUCGUCGCUCACGAUGCCCAACCACGGCAUGUACGGCACGCUUGACGCGUGCUACAGCCAUAGUGUCGUGACGCCGCAGGCAGUGCUGCUGCGCCAGCAGGUCUGGGCAACUGCAGCCCCCCUCGUGUCCUCAUCGUCCCUGCGGCCGCUAACCCCUCCCCACCACCGAGCCGCCGUCGCCCCCGCCGCUGCCCCCUUCUCAGCAGCCAUGACAGUGGCGGGGGAGAGAGGCGCUCGAAAGGGCGAGCCGCACAACGGCGCGUGCACCAGCGAUCCGGACGUCAGAAGCACCGCCGGUAUGUGCAGCAACGCGGCGUUGCCACGAGCUGUAGGGGCGUCGGCUGGCGCUACUGAAGGUAGUUCGCAACCUCUGCAGGCCUCACGCAGUGGGUCGCGGCGAACCGGCUCUGGGUUACUGCCGUACACGUACUCUGCCGACUCGGUGAGUAGCAUGUAUGGUACGACGCACUACCCGCUCUACCAGUACCCGGAAGGUCCGAACAGCGCAGCCUCAGCGGGGUACAUGGGAGUCGCCCCACCCACGACAUCGAUGCCGGGGGCGGCAGUGAUGGGUGGCAGCGGUGGCGCCCCAGCGGUUGGGCUGGCAGGGUCGAACCAUGCCGGUACUACGGGCCUUUGCGCAUACAACUCUGCUGGCUACAUUCGCAGCCACGCUUUGGGGGCAAGCGCCACUGGCGUUACUCAGGCCUACGCGUCUGCUGGCAGUUCCAUUGCUUUCUCCGGCUGCGGCGGUGGCGACCAUCGUGCAGUGAGCAGCGUCGGCGGGGUGGGUCGCCUCGAAAACUGGAGUUCUCCCUCGCAAUCGCCGCACAUGCCGGACUCGCUGGUGGACAUGAACCCCAACACCAUCGCCCCACCGUCGCUGCCGCACGCGCAGGAUACGCAUAUGAACCGUCUGAAGCAGUGCAACAAGCUCUUGUCCGACCUUCUGGGCGUCGCAGGAGGCCCGAUGCGCAGUGGGAUCUCCUUCUACUACACCUACGGCGAUGCCACGGCACUUCUGUACAACGCGUCCAUCCGGGCCCCCUGCGACGAGAACAUUCUCGAGCUGCUAGAGCAGCGGCAAUGGGUAAAACAGCAGGAGCAGCUUCAGCUAUUACAGACAGACUGCGGCAGCGGCGCCUGCUCCGACUCUGGAGGCGCGGCAGACGGCAGCACGUCUGGCGGCGAUAAGAUAGCAACGGACUCCAGUAGUGGAUGCUACUCAAAGCCUGGCUCAGCGUCGGGUGGCACUGGCGCUUCGCACGUUCCGUUCACCUUAGCCGGAAUUGGGGCCUCUUCUUCCCCAUCAUCUACGCCUCAGCAGCGGACUACGCCCCAGGGCAGCGGCAUCGCGGCUGGCGGAGGUGUAAGUACCAAUGGUCAAAGGGUGCGCAACGCUUGUGAGGCCUUCUCCGCGACCCUCACCGCUGCUGCCCCGGCAUCCGAAGACGAGGGCUGCUCGUACCUUGAUUACGGCGAUCUCGCCGGGCUGCAGGACACGAUGGACGCUCUGGAGGCCGAGCAGAUUGAGGCACAACGGGCACGCAACACGCACUUUUACUCCAUCUUUGAGCACCUCCACCACGCAUACCACGACACGCUGCUGGAGGCAACUGACAGCGGCUCUGCCAAGUCUGUCGGCGUCAGCUCCGUCCCAGCCGCGGCCGCGAGCGGUUCCCUCUACGCGGGGCUCAUCGGUGGUGUUAGGAUGGAGUACUUCUUCCCUUCCACCACGUCUGCUGCAGGGGCAGCGAGUGAGGGGCGGCACGCUGCAUCUCCACACGGCGUUGGCCACGUCGCCGUUCCAGGAAGGAGUACUCCAUCACCUGGCGUGCUGUACGGUGGGGAGGGUGGAGCGGAGGCGACCGACCCACCGCGCUGGCGACAGCGGCUGUGGAGCAGCGUGUGCGGGUUUGUGGUCUGGGUGGGAUCUCUUGUGGGCCUCACGCCCAAGCCGCGCGGCCACUCGACCGCUGUGGGUGGCACCACCGAUAGAACUGCCGCCACGCAGUGGCCCUCGCCACAGCUCACCCCAAGCGGGGCAAAGUUUGGGUUCGAUCUGGCCAGGCUCGCUGAGUACUUCCCGGGGGAACGCAUCGUGACUUUUGGCGACGAGUGGUGCAUCGCCUCGCGGCUCGAUAUGCACAACGGACACUUCGGUCUCUCGCCUCUGCAGGUGUGGAUGGCCACGCGCUACUCGCGUCGCUUCGCCGGCGAGGUGUACCUGAUGGACGUGAUUGCAGCUGGCGGCGACCCGUACUACCCGGCUGUCCGUGUCUUGGAUGAGAUCGUCGCGCAUGCCGUGCUCUACUACCACAACCACAGCCUGCGGGACUUUGUGGAGGACCUGGAAGCGGAGCUGGGGCUUGUGUACGCGCCCCAGACGCUCUGGGGCAGGCGCGCGCUGGGGCUGCCAGAUAACGAAGCAGAAGUGCAGGAGCUGGAUGGGCUUCUGUACACUGCCACUCGACGCCGGCAAGACCGCAGUCGUCGUCAACGCGCACAGCGCAAAGACGGGCAACGCCGCCGCUGUAGCGACGGCGCUGCCAGCGCUUCUGUGAAGGAUCGCGCGGCGACGUCGCGAAUUCCGCCACCUGCCACGGCGAGUGCAUUACGCUCGACUGCCACUGAUCGACUUCACACUGAUGGGGGGCCGCCGUCGACAUGUGCGACACCCGCUGCCGACGCGGUGCGCGACGGUGAAAGGAAAGGAGGUCUGAUGGUCGGGAGCCACCGAGACGGACGCUGCUCUUCUAGUCCCCAAACUCAGAGGAUGAACGGCGCGACUACGCAGGGAGGCAACGGCGCCAGUGAUGCUCGGACAGUGCUACCGGGUUCGGUGAGCGAUGGCGACGAUGUUUCGUCUGUCGCGGUGACCGCGGCAACAAUGACGCCCCACCGCCCCACGCCUCUUCAGGAGCAUAACUGUCUUCGGCGCCACGAUAAUGACCGCCUCGAGGAUGAAGAGAUGGCCGAGUACACCUGGAUCCAACUACAGGGAAAGGACCAGGAGGAGGACGAGGAGGUAUUCUACGGCGCAACUGCGGCGGCCGCCGUGGGGUUUGGCGGUGGAGACAUCAACAUCGCGCCACACGUAUACGACGCAGUGAUGGAGCGCGAGAUGUAUGACGAGCGCAUGCUGCUGCGCGAGCUGGACUACUUGAAAGAGUUCCUCGUCGACAAUCGUAACGUCCUGUCGUCGGCGAUGCUCACGACGGCUGGUUCGAACUCGCUCGAGGCUGUCUUUGGUGUCCCGGCGACGGUAUUUCCCUUCUUGCUGUGCGCGCGCGAGAGCGUGCCGUUCAUCGCCUCCAUCUUCGAGUCCCUUUCGUAUCACUACGGUCCCCUCACUUACGACAGCUUCUCCAAGUACACCUACGAUGUCUACCACCGCGACCGGCUAGACGUGCUGCGCCACACGCCUCGCAUGUUCCGCAUGGUCAACAAGAGUCGCCGCGGCUGCAUAACGUAUGAGGAGCUCUGUCGAUGGAUGGCGCGGAAGCUCAGCUGCGGCAACAACGUUCAGCCCAACCGGCACCUGGUGGCAACAAGUAUGUCGCUGCGGCUGCCGCUCGCCCUCGUGGCCGAGUCGCGCGACGAGUGGGAUGCGUACCGGUGCGUUCUCAAGUCUCUCUCCGACGGCGAGGACGAGGAGUACUGA
Molecule: messenger RNA, 10710 nt
Organism: Leishmania braziliensis MHOM/BR/75/M2904
Lineage: Eukaryota; Euglenozoa; Kinetoplastea; Trypanosomatida; Trypanosomatidae
Exons: 1
Coding region: 1-10710 (3569 amino acids)
Source: RefSeq, a predicted model, not a curated record